This is a messenger RNA of Podarcis muralis (Common wall lizard), 5531 nucleotides long. Its product is annotated as KIAA2013 ortholog. Lineage: Eukaryota; Metazoa; Chordata; Lepidosauria; Squamata; Lacertidae. The record is from RefSeq and is a predicted model, not a curated record.
CCUGGAACACCGAGAUCCUGAGCAGGGAUGCAGCUCGGGGCAGAGCUCCUGCUUUGCACGCAGAAGAUCCCGCUCCGGCAGCAUCUCCAGGAAGAGCUGCGGAAAGCCGCUGCCAGUCAGUGUCGACAAUACUGAGCUCGGUGGAGCAAGAAAGUGGCCGAGCUCCUGACCCGCAUGUAGAAAAGCCCCAGAUUCAGUCCUCAGCAUCUUCCAGGCAGGACUGGGACUGUCCCCUGGCUGAAAGCCAAGAGAGCAGCUGCCUGUCAUUGCCGACAAUGCAGAGCUAGGGUCUGACUUUGUACAAGGCAGCUUUUUGUGUUGCAUGAGAUUCUUCAUCUCAAGGCAACCCACGUUGGGCAAAAGAUUCCUGCAUUGCACGGGGUCGGACUAGAUGACCCUGGGGGUGGGAUCCCGUCCAGCUCUACAAUUCCAUGACUCUGUGCUUUGCACGCAGAAGGUCCCAGGUUCAAUCCCCGGCAGCAUCUCGAGGAAAGGCUGGGGAAAGACUCCCUGUCUGAAAAAUGCUCCUGCUGUGCAAACGGGCACUCUGCAGAUGCCCAGAGGCACUUUAACCAUAGUCUCCCUUUAAAAUAAAAAUUAAAAAAUUCUGCGGGCGGCGGCAGCAGCAGGAGGAGCAGCGCCAGCCGCGGGAUCCGCCUGACGGCCGGGGCUUGCCCUUCCCGCUGGGCCGUCACUCAGCCGCCACCGCCCCGCCUCGCCGUUCACGAGAGAGCCCGUCCGGCUGAGGCGAAGCCAGCGCCUCGCUCCGCGGCCGGGAAGAAGCCGCCCAACCCCCGCUCCGCCCUUGCGUCCUUCGUUCCGAGAGAGCCGCCGCCCGGGCAGACGGGCGAGCCGAGGCCGCGCGCUGCUGGUGGGGCGAGCGCGACUAGGCCUCGGAGCCGGGGCCUCGCGUAGCCGCGCCGCCCGGGGGCCAUGAGGUAGCGGCCGGGCUGGCGGCGAGCGGCGUCCCGCUGUCUCCUUGCACCUGACUGCUCUGCCCCCUCGCCGUCCUCCAUGUGGAUGCAGCAGCGGCUGAAGGGGCUGCCGGGCCUGCUGUCGAGCAGCUGGGCGAGGCGCCUGCUGGCCCUGCUGGGCUUCCUGCUGGUGGCCUACUGGUACCUCGGAGGGGCCUGGCCUCGACUCCUGCCCUGGAGUUCCCGGCAGCCGCCCGGGGGCGCGGCGGGGCUCUGCCUGCAGGCCGAGACGAGGGCCUGGCAGGCCUGGGCGCAGCAAGGGGAAGCCAGGCUGCUGCCCCAGGCCCCCGGGCACCCGGCGGGCAGCGACGAUGCCAGCUCCCCACCCGCCCUGGUGGGCAACGGCUACCUGCUGCUGGACACCACAGCCAACCGGCUCUGGGUGGCAGCCUCGGCGGGGAAAGGCCCGGCGCCCACCUUGGCCCACGCCACCGAAUACGCCGCCUUGGCGCAGCUCCGGCCACCGGCUAAUGCGGUUGCCGAAGUGGGGGCUGCCGUGGCUAUGCUGAAGGAAGGCGCUGUCCGUUGGGCACGGUGUGUCCAGACCGGGCUGGCAGCCUCCGAGGCGGCUGGCGGGGGCUGCGUCACCAUCCGGGAGGAGCUGCUAGCCCACCGCGGGCGUCCCCACCUCUACCUGCAGCGAGUAGCCAUCGCCAACCCCACUGACCGCUUGGUGGCCUUCGAGGUGUCUGGCCCAGCCUCAGCCGCCUCCGGGGGAAACGGCGGUGGGAAGUUCAUCACCAGCAUGGAGAAGUCGGGAGACCGGCAGUUCUUCCUCUCCUCUGGGCGGGUGCUGCAGCCCGUGGGCGACAAGGUGGUCCUGGUGGUGGUGGCGGCCAAGAAGCUGGUCAACCGGGUGCAGGUGGCGCCCAAGUCCCAGUUCGACGAGACCCUGCUGUCCGUGGUCCAUACCUCGGAGCCCGUCGAGGCCGCCCGUGUGGACGAAGCCUUUGGCAGGCUCCAGGAGGCAGCCAAGAAGGAGAUGCUGGAAGUCAUGAGGAUGAGGACAGAGGACUUGGUGCAGGAACACAGGCAGGCGUGGGCCGACCUGUUUAUCUCAGGGGUCGAGAUGAGGAAGAUCACCGAUGCUCACACCCCCUCGAGUGACACCGUCAACAUGACCCUGUAUUAUGUCCUCUCCACCACGCCCUCUCCGCUCCUUGACCCUCUCAUUGGCAGCGAGGAGAGAGAGAAGAUGGAGGCCACCCUGAACUACGCUGACCACUGCUUCAGCGGCCACGCCACAAUGCAUGCCGAGAACCUCUGGCCGGGCCGGCUCUCAACUGUCCCCCAGAUCCUCCAGCUCUCGAACUUGUGGAAGCUGACUCUCCAGAAGCGCGGCUGCAGAGGCCUGGUCGCAACGGGGGCCCAUGGCCUCAUGCAAGGGAUGGUGCUCAGCUUUGGCGGGCUCCAGUUCACGGAGAACCACCUCCAGUUCCAGGCUGACCCCGGCGUGCUCCACAACAGCUACUCCCUGCGUGGCAUCCACUACAACAAGGACCUGAUCAACUUGGCCGUCCUGCUGGACUCGGACGGGAAGCCCUUCCUGCAUGUCUCGGUCAAGUUCCAGGACAAGCCAGUCAAGCUGUACGCCUGCGAGGGAGGCUGUGCCAACGACCCCAUCGAGCUCACAUCGGAGCCACGAGGACACACCUUCCCUGUCAUGGUGACGCAGCCCAUCACCCCGCUGCUCUACAUCUCCACGGACCUGGUCCACCUGCAGGACCUGAGGCACACGCUGCACCUGAAAGCCAUCCUGGACCAUGAGGAGCACAUGGCCAAGCAGUACCCUGGCCUGCCCUUCCUCUUCUGGUUCAGCGUGGCUUCCCUCAUCACCCUGUUCCACUUGUUCCUCUUCAAACUCAUCUACAACGAGUACUGCGGGCCAGGAGCCAAGCCGCUCUUUCGGAGCAAGGUAUAAACCUUCGCCAGCCGGGCCUGCUUCAGAUGCCUGAUGUUCAGCAGACUAACUCAGCCUCUUGGGUUACCUUUUGUGUGUGUGUAAUCCAACCCCCCCCCCCCCACGGAGCCAGGAGUUUCAAACGACCUGCAGGUGUGCAGCAUCCCUGCGUGGAAGGCAACCAGACCUUGCCUGGGAGCCUAUAAAAAGGAGUCUGAACACUUUUAUUUUCAAUUGUCCAAAUUGCAGUGUUGGCUCCUUUACAAGAAAGUAUCCGGGGUGGGUGCACACCAGCAGUUUCUGCUUCAUUGGGGUCCCUUGCGGACGGCCUUCACAUUAAAACGAUCUCCCAGUGGCUGUUCUGAAGGUAGCUCACCAGCUAUAAUGCUCUGAUCUUGCUGUGUUGCUGCCCCAGGACCCUCAAUACAAAGGGGAUUUGACCAACUGCUAAGCUAGUAUUAAGUGUGUUUGCUGUAUAGACAUGCACACAAUUUCCCUUGAAGGAGAGCAGGUGGUGUUAACUGCUCCCUCUAAAUUGAUCAUCUGUGUUGCAGGUGGCCCUGUUGCUAGUCCUAGAGGUAGGAAAAUGUGUGGCGGCUUAUUAGAUGAGAAGUGCCAUGCUCAUGGUGCAGUGGAGGUACAGAGGAACCAGUGGAGUAAAACUCCUUUGAUUCUAACUCCUAUGGGGAAAGAAGGCUUUCCUUGACAGGUUAAAUGUUCAGCGUUUGCCAGAGGUGGUGGUGGUGGGAGAUUUCAGGUAGCUGGCCUGCUUUUUCCUCCCUCUGGAGCUGAAAUGGCAUGUGGGGUUUGAACUUUGUCGCAUCCCACAAGACCUGAUGAGGCACUUCACUUUGGUGCUCUGGAUGACACUUGAAAGGGAGGCGUCAUCAUUAACAGCACCAAAGGCCAGAUUUUGGUGUUAAAACAUAGGGGAGAAAAGUGGCAGGUGAGCAGCUCUUUCCAUUCAAAAAACAAAAAUUACAUUCCCCGCCCCACUCAAAUAAAGCAUGCAACCAAGGGAGAGAAGUGACUGGAAGUUUUUUGCAUAUAGUGUGUGUACUACUGGAAUCCCGGAAACCCGCAGUGUGCUCUCUUCAUCCACUGUUCAGGGGGUGUGUCCUUUUUACUCCUGGAAGAUCUGAGGCCCCUGUUGCCUCUUUUGGGGUCCCCCCUGCAAUGCAGACCUGUUACCCAUCAAGCAGUUGGUGCAACCAGCAUUGUCGUCACACGGAAAAAGUUGCUGAUGAAGAAGACUCUAUUCAGGGUGGGGGUUUGCCUGGGUGCCACUCAAAGCACUAGCCCCCCUGGGGCCCGCUUGCAGAUUCUCAACACCUGAAAGACAUCACCACAGUGAGCGUUCCAACAUCUUUCAGGUCGGAGGCCAGGAGGUGGAGGCAAGAUUGGGGAGUGGGAAGAGAGAGACACUUUUGAGACUUUGCUAGUCUUUCUUGGUGCCCUCCAGAUGUUUUGAACUACAUCUCCCUGCGUGCUGGAUGGGGCUGAUGGGAGUUGUAUUCCAAAACACCUGGAAGGCACAAGGCUGGCAAAAGACCUUACCGAGAGAGAAGGUGGGAGUUUGCCUUUCCCUGUAGCGGUGCCAUCAGCAGUUUUCUUGCUUAAAACAAAACCUGGAGUUUUUGCACUGCAAAAUGUUCAGCUUUAGAGAUAGAAUCAGUUUGCUAACAUUAAAAGUUUUUGAGAGCUCCUGCUCUCUGUGUGUGUGCACUCCCACCCAUCAUUCAAGGGGGGGGGGGCGCAACUGAGUGUCUUUUCUGACUGUGAGCUAAACAAUGUGGACUGACACCCUGCGCUAUUAACUGACCCAAAAGAUCUCUGUGUCUUGAGUGUGUGAAUGACUCCGAUCUCUCAGUGACCCAGCACUGGACAAGACUUCAGCUGAAGAACAAGGAACUUUUUGAAAGCAACAUAUGCCCUUUUGUGCCUUGGUGGGAGGGUUCAUGGGUGGGUGGGGGAAAUGAAAAUGUCUCUGGUAAGAAAUUAUACUAGCACUUGUGUUUCUUUUCCAUCUCUGUCUCUCUCUUCCGCAUCACUCUCUUACAGGGCCGUCGGCCUCCAUUAACAUCUACUCUCUUUAGUGGAGAAUACUUGAAAAUUACAUGUUGGCUUGUUAUGUUUAGCGUUUAUAGGAAAUGAAUAAAAUCCCAUCUUCUCCCCUCCCCUCUCUUUUCUUGUUUUUUGGCUUGGUUCCCAAUCUAAUUCAAGAUUUCCCCCACCCCACCCCAUAAUUGAAUGUUGGCUCAUUCUUUUCAUGUACUUUAAUUUAUUGUUGUUAAAAAUGUGAUGUUGAUUCUUUGCACUCGCAGUGCUACUCUGCAGAGUGAGUUAACAGCAAUUAAGAAUGUAUAUGUGUUCAUCUCUCACAGGUUAACGCUUGUGCUGGUAAUGAAUUUCUCUGCCUUCUCCGUAAGCAUAAUGUACAAAAUAGUCUACUUUAAUUAGCAUUUGGAGGAAGGGAGGGAGAAAUAGUUAUUGCUCCAAACCUGUUGCAGUGUUCUCUUUUCUAAGCUUCUGGAUUGUGGGGAGACAUAGACUUUCUGAUGAUUUGAAUGUGAUUUGUUUUAUUUAAAACACCAAAGGUUUUGAGGUUGGGUGGGUUGUUGUUUUUUUCUAGGAAAUAAAAACUUUCCAAAUCUAUA